Lachnellula hyalina is the source of this 750-nucleotide messenger RNA. RefSeq lists its product as uncharacterized. The record is from RefSeq and is a predicted model, not a curated record. Bases 1 to 750 code for a protein of 249 amino acids. The transcript is spliced from 4 exons. Lineage: Eukaryota; Fungi; Ascomycota; Leotiomycetes; Helotiales; Lachnaceae.
AUGUUGAAGCGCAAUGUUCGCGGAGGGAAACCCUCGGAUUAUCCGCGAUGGCCAUUCCAUGGACUGCGAUGCGCGCAACUACUUUCGUCGAUGACCGUCAGUGGUAUCAUGGCGUACUUUAUAUAUUACCUGAAGAAAGAAAGUUUCCCUAUUCCUUGGACGUUCAUCGUGUUGUUUUCAAUAUCACUCGCGACGAUCGCGUCCCUCCUCAUUACAAUCAUCCUAUAUAACUUUACCUUCCUUUCCCCGCGCUUCAACCUGGGUUUGAACGGAGGCAUAUCAUUUUUCUGGGCCAUGGGCCUGGGGAUGCUCUCCUGGUCCGUGAGCAGCUCCCACGUUCUGAAUAAAGCCUGUACAGGCUCGGUCUGGGGUGGGGAGGCAGAGGCAGGUAUAUGCAGGGACUACAAAACUCUGUGGUCCAUGACUUUAGUCGGCACGGUCUCUACCCUGCUUGCACUCGCUCUAGACCUCCAGACCUGGAAGAAGUCAACGAGACGUGGGGCAUAUGUUAUGCCUGAAGACGAUAAGGAUGCACAGAAAAUGAAUGAUCUGAAGAACCCGCGCGUGAGAGAUGCAGGGUAUGAAGCACCGAGAGAACAAGAUGCUAAUAAAAGCACGGGUUCAACUACGAUAUGGCAAGAGCAAGAUAUUGGAUAUCACAACCAGUAUGGCGCUGAAGAGGCGCACGGUCCACUUGAUGGUGAAGAGAUAAAAGAUAUGCGCUAUCAGAAUCGGCACUUCCGUGACUGA